This is a messenger RNA of Aspergillus nomiae NRRL 13137, 1485 nucleotides long. RefSeq lists its product as uncharacterized. Gene Ontology annotation, molecular function: hydrolase activity, acting on carbon-nitrogen (but not peptide) bonds. Bases 1 to 1485 code for a protein of 494 amino acids. The record is from RefSeq and is a predicted model, not a curated record. NCBI's taxonomy places the organism in Eukaryota, Fungi, Ascomycota, Eurotiomycetes, Eurotiales, Aspergillaceae. The transcript has a single exon.
AUGACGAACCCAGCGAUUGGAAAAUAUCUCUUUACUGGAGGCUAUGUGGCGACCAUGGAUGGUUCGCUGGGCGAGUUCGACCGUGGUGCCGUGUUGGUUGAGGACGGUGUGAUCACCGCCGUGGGAAGGGCUGACGAGUUCUCAGCCUCAGAGUGUGAAGUCAUCGAUACCAGCGGUGGCGUGGUCGUUCCGGGAUUCGUGGAUACCCAUCGCCAUACGAGCUUGUCGCUAUUUCGCGGGAUCGCGGCAGAUCACUCGUUAGUCCGCUUCUUGCCGAACUGCUAUUUGCGAUGGCUACCAGCCGUCGGCGCAGAGGACAUAUACACAGCUUCCUUGGUCAGCGCGCUCGAGGCAAUCGAUAGCGGCGUCACCACACUUCUGGAUUGUGUCGAAGCACCGAGUUCGAGACAGCAUGCGGAAGCCAAUUUACAGGCCUUAAAGGACUCGGGCAUUCGUGCUUUCUACUGCUACGGGAUGAGUGAUGGCCAGUACGAAGGGUCGGGGAAUGGCCUCUCCGGCUGGAAGGCCCGCCUAGCCCAUCUAGAGGACCUCUACCGCUUCAAGAACGAGCACCACUUAGUUCGUGUGGGUUUACAAACCAGCCAUCCGGGGCUAGUCCCCUUUGACCAGACGGAGAGAGAGAUCCGGUUUGCUCAGGAGCAUGGAAUGCUGUGUUGCUCUCACACCGCUCCAUUCAUGCACACCGGCCUGCAUAAUGGCGUUCAGGAGCUCGCUGACCGGGGACUCUUGCUCCCUGAUCACGUCCAUAUUCACUGCACGAGUCUGAACCAUCAUGAAAUGGGGCUGCUUGCAGCCUCCGGUGGUAAAGUGUCCAUUGCCACGGAGACAGAGAUGCAAAUGGGCAUGGGUAUCCCCCCAAUCCGGGCGUGCAUUGAACAUGGCAUUAAACCCACCUUGAGUAUCGACACGACCAGCAUUGUCGCACCCGACUAUCUCGCCCAGAUGCGUCUAGCGCUUCAGAUGCAGCGGUUGCUUGAUAAUCAUACGGUCCAUGCCUCCCGCAAGGCCCCGACGCAACUCGACCUCGGAGUGCGCGAUGUCUUGACCUGGGCCACUCGGAAUGGUGCUGACGCUGUCGGAAUGGCAGACCGAAUCGGCACUUUGACCCCUGGCAAGCGGGCCGAUCUCGUCUUUAUCUCGUCGCAACGGUUUCUUAGUACGUCCGCGUUUCCUCUGGGGACAGCCAUUCUACACUCCACUCCAGCCGAUGUCCAUACCGUCAUGGUCGACGGGGUGAUCCGAAAGCGUGACGGCCAGCUAGUCGGUUAUGACCUCGACAGUAUCCGCGCUAAUGCAAAUACUGCAUUGCGACGUACCAUGGCUAAUUUACGGAAUUUCCGUCCCGAGAUGACUGAAAAGGAACUGGACCAGUUUCUUCUUGAUGCUGAACGCUUGACACGGGCGAACUUGGCCAGAGCCUAUGGGGGCUCGGUAGACAGUUGCUGGACGUCGAGCGUUCCUUGA